Molecule: messenger RNA, 3496 nt
Organism: Phragmites australis (common reed)
Lineage: Eukaryota; Viridiplantae; Streptophyta; Magnoliopsida; Poales; Poaceae
Product: disease resistance protein RGA5-like
Exons: 3
Coding region: 129-2933 (934 amino acids)
Biological process (GO): defense response to other organism
Molecular function (GO): ADP binding
Source: RefSeq, a predicted model, not a curated record
UGUUGCUUCUGUUAGCUGACAACCUACACGCUUCAUUAUUGAGCAAGUGUGCUUUUUCUACAUCGUUCUUCCUGUGAGCUGACUUCUCUAUACGCUCCACUACUGAGCUUAGAGAGAGAGAGAGAGAGAUGGAGGCUCAAGGUGCCAUGGGCUCCCUCUUGACGAAGCUCGCUGAUCUGCUCGCCGACGAGUGUGGUCGUCUUAAAGGAGUCCGCCGCGAGAUCCGCUUCCUCCGGUCCGAGAUGAACAACAUGCAAGCACUGCUCCAGAAGUGCACCGCAAUGGAGCAUCCUGACAUCCAAGUGAAGGCCUGGACAAAGGAGGUGAGGGAGCUCGCAUACGACAUAGAGGACUGCGUGGACAAGUAUGUCCACAAAGUCGGCACCGGCGAGCACCAUGGCCUGGGAGGUAUCAAAGGGUUCUUACGCCAAUGCGCCUGGCGUCUGAAGACGCUGCGCGCUAAGCACCACAUCGCGAACCAGAUCCAAGAACUGAAGGCCCGUGUCAUCGAGGUGCGGGAGCGGCGUGAGAGAUACAAGCUUGAUGAUGUUGCUUCCAGUAGUUCCAGCAGUUUGCCGAGAGAUCCUCGCCUCUGCGCUCUUUUUGUGGAGGAGGAUCAUCUCGUAGGCAUUGAUGGACCAAGGGACGACCUAGUGAGCUGGCUAGUGGAGGGUGACACUGGGAGCAUAAGGCGUCGCAAGGUGCUGUCCAUCUUCGGCUUUGGCGGUUUGGGCAAGACCACACUUGCCAACGAGAUCCGCCGCAAGAUUGAAAAGCAGUUCGACUGUCAAGUUCUUGUUCCUGUUUCCCAGAAGCCGGAUUUCAAGAAAAUUCUCUGCGAUAUACUCCGUGGCAUAAAUAAGAAAGAUGAUGUUAUCAAAGAGACAGAAACAUGGGAUGAGAGAAGGCUUAUUGAAAAGAUCAGAGAAAUCCUACAGCAUAAGAGGUACCUCAUCACAAUUGAUGACGUGUGGUCUAUCGCUGCAUGGGAUCAACUGAAAUGCGCCCUACCGGAGAAUGAUAAUGGUAGCAGAGUAAUUACUACAACACGCAUCGAGUCUGUAGCCAAUGCGUGUUGCUCUCUUCCUGGUGAUCGAUGCUACAAAGUUGAACCACUUAGUGACUUCCACUCAACAAGUCUAUUUAUCAAAAGAAUUUUUGGCUCUGAGGAUGGAUGCCCUGUUCAACUUGAGCAUGCUUCAGCUGAAAUCCUACAAAAAUGCGGUGGCCUCCCCCUUGCUAUAGUUAGCAUAGCCAGCUUAUUGGCUAGCAAGUUGAUCAAGGCGAAGGAUCAAUGGGAGAAAGUCAGUUUGUCUAUAGGAUCUGCGUUAGGAAAAGAUCCUGAUCUCGAGGGCAUGAAAACUAUAUUGUCUCUCAGUUAUAAUGAUCUUCCCCACCAUCUCAAAACUUGUUUACUCUAUUUGUGUAUAUUUCCUGAGGACGAGUACAUUGAAAGAGAUAGUUUGGUAAGAAGAUGGAUAGCUGAAGGAUUCAUCAAUGAAGAACGUGGGCAAACUGUGGAGGAUGUUGCUGAAAGCUAUUUCAACGAGCUCAUCAACAGGAGUAUGAUCCUACCAGUGGACAUUGGCUAUGGAGUAAAGGCUUGUCGUCUGCACGAUAUGAUGCUGGAAUUUAUCACUUCAAAGGCAAUCGAGGAGAAUUUUGUCAUGAUCGUUGGUCCUAAUACAAUGUCAUCAAAACCAGAAGGUGUUGUUCGCCGGCUCUCAAUUCAAUAUCAUGGUCAGUUGGCACCACAAGAAAUGUCAUCGUUAUCCCAUGUUAGAUCACUGAGCGUCUUUGGUAACCGCCACAAACACACACUGCCAUUUGCUGAUUUAAGGGUUUUACGGGUCCUGAAUCUUGACUGUGAGUUGUAUGAUGUGGAUGAUUUGAAGAUGAUUUGCAAACUACAGCAGCUCAAAUAUUUGAGACUAAACGCCUCUGAGCUUCCUGCACAAAUUGGUGAGUUGCAAUGUCUGGAGACACUAGAAUGGACUAAGUACUCAUUGGGAAAGGUGCUGCCCCAAGGAGUUACUCGGCUACAACAUCUAAAGCAUCUUCUUGUUGAACAGGAUGGGAAGUUACCAGAAGGUGUCGGGAGCAUGCAAGCGCUCCAGACACUCUCACGUUUCAAUAUUUGUGACAGUUCAAUAACUGCAGUGCUUGAACUUGGCAAAUUGAAGAACUUGAGAGAGCUCUCUGUAUCAUGGAAUCUGGCUGAACCAAGCGAUGCAAGAUACAAGGAGUACUUCUUAUAUUCUCUCGCCAAAUUAGGCCGCCACAGCCUCCGAUCGCUAAACAUUGAGAGUGAAGCAGUUAUCCCUGUUGAUUUUUUGGCAUCUCUGUCACCGCCCUACCUCCUUCAAAAAUUCUGGAUGUGGAACUCUUAUUUUCAGAGGUGCCCCAAGUGGAUAGCACCACUCAAUAAUCUUGCAGAGUUAAAACUUGAUGUGUGGGAACUAGAGAACGAAGAUCUGCACGUUCUUGGAGAGCUCCCAGCUCUACAGAAUCUUCAGCUCUGGGUGGUCCCUCUCCGUAAAGAGAGGAUUGUCGUUAAGGGAACAGGUUUCCGAAGCCUUUUGGCAUUCCGCUUCUGGUCAGGAUUACCAUGCUUGACUUUCGAAGAAAGGUCCAUGCCAAAGCUCGAAACCCUUGAGUUGUUUUUCAGUGCCUGCGGGGCAAAAUCAUAUGGAAGAACACACUCUGGCAUUGAGCACCUCCAGAGUCUUAAGCAUGUCCAAGUUGAAAUUUUUAUGGAUGGUGCCACAAAAUCAAACAUUGUGGCUGCAGAGCGUAAAAUCAAGAUCGCCGUCGCUAAGCACCUGAACAAUCUCAAGACAAAUAUUGUUACUGGUAUCUACGGCUACUAUGGGGAGGUGAUGAAUGACGGCGAAGUUCUCCCUGCGCUUGAAUCUGAGGGUGGUGAUUGCUGACACUCAAAUGAGUGGGAACUAGUUACUAUCAGAUGGUGGUCAGUGCAAGUUCUUGCAGCGAAUCAACUAAAAUGUCAUGAGAAACAAUGAAUGAAUGCAAAGAUAUCUCCACGACAUUCCAAGCGUCAGAAGGAAGUUUCAACUUUGAAAGAAGUUGUUACCCUUGCGUCAAAACAAUUUUACUGUUCACAACUGGGGUGAAUGGUAGGGAUCCCAAUAUGGUACAAAUUGUUGAAGUGUUACUGCAUCGAGUCUGGAUAGCUAUUUUGAAUUGUAAAGGCUAUUGUUAGAGUGCUUUCAUCUCUAAUGUUAUUUUCAACUGUUUCCUCUCUUGAACUCAAAUAACGGUAUGAACCUUUGGAUUAAUCAACCUGAAUUUGGUCCCGUUUGUCCUAAUCUUUUUAGAGCAUUGACUUUCUCAUAUUUAUUUGGCCAUUGUUCAAUUCUGUUAUUCCAUCAAACUUCAAUAAGCUCAUUAAGGCCUGAUUUCGCCCCUCAACCACAUGUUCCAACUGUUAGCUUUGAUGGGGCCAUAGGGGAUACCUGCAGGCACAACCUUGUAA